AUGGAUUCGAUCUCGUCUUUGAGCCAGAAGGGGCGAAAAGGGGGUGGAGGAAAGCGGGAAGAGGAGGAGGAGGGUGCGAACGAGGUGCGAGCAGCAUCGGCGGAUUUGCAAAGAGGAGAGGGGCGUGAGAGGGCAACCGCUAGUAGCAGGGAAGGCGAAGGGCUCAGGAAGAAUGCUCUCCAACCAGAGCGAGGAGGGCAGCAGCAGGAGCUGACGGGACGGCAGCAGGUACAGGAAAGGAAGGAGCAGCAGCCGGCACGGCAAGGGAAACAGCAGCAGCAGCUGCUGCUGCAGGUGCAGCAGGAAGAUCAUACAGGCAGGGUCACGAAGGCCGGGGGUAGGAGCGAGGGAAGGGAGGAGGAGGCAGGGAGAAGGGACGGAGAAACGGUGGAGAAUACAGGGAUGGAUAGGCUGCGCGAGAGAGGGAGGAGCAGCAGCAGAAGCAGGGUCGACGGAGAUGAGGAUGGGAUUGAGGGGAGGGAUGAUGAGAGGCGGGUGAGCGAUAGAAGCGGAAGGAGCAGGAGAAAGGGGUCUGGAGCCGGGGCUAUAGGUGUGGAGGUGAAGAUGGCUGCUAAGCAGAGGGGCUCUAGCGUGGGAUCAGCUUCUGAAGUUUUCGGGGCAGAGGAGUUGGCAGGUGCGAAGUUCAAGGGGAGAAAGGGCGGGCAGCGGAGUUUGCUGAGCAGUGGAGAGGAAGCAUCUCAUAUUGACACCCUAAAGUACCAAUCAAACGGAGGGCACGAGCAGCCCCAGCAGCAUAUUGAAGAGCAGCUGCACCCAGGUAUCGACCGGGCCCGGGUGGCAGUAGUGCAGGCAGUCCCACCGCCCCACAUGCCCAUCCGGCCGCCACACCGCCGACGCAUUCACAUCCAUGUACACCCCUCCCACGCCCUCCACCAACCUCUUUAA
Messenger RNA from Closterium sp. Naga37s-1, 906 nucleotides. The record is from the annotation of a GenBank genome assembly. NCBI's taxonomy places the organism in Eukaryota, Viridiplantae, Streptophyta, Zygnematophyceae, Desmidiales, Closteriaceae.